This is a messenger RNA of Neoarius graeffei (lesser salmon catfish), 683 nucleotides long. It is a transcript of the gene tnni1c, whose product is annotated as troponin I, skeletal, slow c. The transcript is spliced from 6 exons. The record is from RefSeq and is a predicted model, not a curated record. Gene Ontology annotation, cellular component: troponin complex. Bases 24 to 596 code for a protein of 190 amino acids. Gene Ontology annotation, biological process: muscle contraction. Lineage: Eukaryota; Metazoa; Chordata; Actinopteri; Siluriformes; Ariidae.
GUGUUCAGAAUGCUCCCUCGCCAAUGCGCCCUCGGGCCAAUGUGAAGCCCAAGUCUAAGAUCUCAGCCUCAAGGAAACUCUCACUGAAGAUGCUGCUUCUGCAGAGGGCGAUGGAUGAUUUGGAGCAGGAAAAGGUGACACGUGAUGAGGAGAAGGUGCGCUACCUGGGUGAGAAACUCCCACCACUACAGAUUUCCAGUCUCUCCAUGGAAGAUCUCCAGACACUGUGUCGACAGCUUCAUGCUAAAAUCGAUGUGGUGGAUGAAGAGAGAUACGACUUUGAAGCUAAAGUCAACAAGAACAAUAAAGACAUUCACGAGUUGAAGCUGAAGGUGCAGGAUCUCGGGGGUAAAUUUAAGAAGCCGGCUCUGAGGAAGGUUCGAGUGUCGGCUGAUGAGAUGAUGAGAGCUUUACUCGGCUCCAAACACAAAAGCUCCAUGGACCUCCGGGGAAACCUCAAGUCCGUCAAGAAGGAGGACAUUAAACAGGAGAAGGUGCUGACCAGCGAGGUGGGAGACUGGCGUAAGAAUGUGGAGGCCAUGUCAGGGAUGGAGGGCAGGAAGAAGAUGUUCGAUGCUGCUGGUGGAGGACAGUGAGCAGGAUGUUACUGUAUAUAACACAGUGUGUGUGUCUGUGUGUCUGUGUGUGUAACACUGAGAAAUAAAUACAGAAAGUGAAAAGUA